AUGGGCAAGCUCCUGCUCUCGCAGGGCUCUGUCUCUAUUUUAUUUUCUGCCGUGAUAGUAUUCUUAUUCACCCUCGCGCUGUUUCUAAGUGGAUAUGUUCUGCAGCAACGAUACGUGCACUCGUUGCAAUUAGCCAUCAAGCCUCGACUCCCAAAACCGCUGCCCGCGCAAGUACCGUUACAAGCACCGACUCUAGAUGUGAAAUGGGCGAGGGGUAUGGGAGAGCGGCUAGAGGUGCACGAGUCGGUGCAGCAGAUGAUUGAGGCGCCGACGAUCGAUUGGAGUAGACUAGGCUAUGUGCAGGUUGUGAAGGACCACAGCGAGCUGUGCAGCGCGGUAAUGCUGCUGGCGGAUUUGCAGGAAAAAAGAAGUCCCGCGAAGCGAAUAUUGAUGUUCCCAAAGGCGUGGCUGAAGGAGACGAGCGAGGAGGAGUGGGAUCCGCAGAUGACUACGACGAAGCGGCUGCUGAGGACCGCUGCGCGUCGCCAUGGCGCAAGGCUUGUGCCAAUGGAGACUACGGAAGCGGGUGCAGAUGAGUCUCUCGCAUCCUCAUAUUCACUGACGUCCAUGUAUUCUCUCACCACUUACGAGAGACUCAUGUAUCUGGAGGCGCCUGGCGUGGUACUCGAUGCUUCAGCGCUGGAUUCGCUGCUUGCUUUUUCCAAGUCCAAGCCAAUGAACGCGUUCCCAGCGACGCCCGAAAGGAAGGAGCUGUCAACGUCGCUGCUUCUAAUAAGUCCUUCGCAUGAAACACAUCGGCAGCUGAAAGAGACACGGCAGUCGCAGCCCUCGACAGAUCUAGGCCUUCUCCGUCACCAAUUCGAUUCGCCAGAGUCGCUGAUCUCAGAGACGACACUCUCGAUGGGCAACGUGGUGUACGAAUCGCACAGCCUGCGUGAAGCCAGUGACGACUUUAAUGUUACGUCGUUCAACGAGAUGACAACCUUUGUGCGGCUACAAGAGCCCGACAUGCCUGGCCCAGAGUACGACAUACCGUACGCCGAGCGGGCGAAGCUGCGGCCACAGAAUGCUCAGGCGAGAGAGGCAUGGGAGAACGUGUAUGAAAUGUUUCGGCAGCGGCGCAUGGAGGUGUGCGGUUUGGAUUUGGAGUACUGGAUGCCACCGGCAGCCGAGCAACCACGUGCGGAGACGCCCGCGGAAUUAUAA
Molecule: messenger RNA, 1167 nt
Organism: Didymosphaeria variabile
Lineage: Eukaryota; Fungi; Ascomycota; Dothideomycetes; Pleosporales; Didymosphaeriaceae
Exons: 3
Coding region: 1-1167 (388 amino acids)
Source: RefSeq, a predicted model, not a curated record